This is a messenger RNA of Darwinula stevensoni, 3301 nucleotides long. The record is from the annotation of a GenBank genome assembly. NCBI's taxonomy places the organism in Eukaryota, Metazoa, Arthropoda, Ostracoda, Podocopida, Darwinulidae.
AUAAUUUUUCUGUGUCUUCUAGAUCAUAUUCAGUCAAACAUUUGGACCUGUUGCCAUGACUUCUGGUGUAGGAGCAACAAUUAUGUCAAGGGAGAGCUCUAUGAACAACAUUGUCAAGUUGGCUGUGAAAAUGGGUACAAAGACUCCUCAACUUAUAAAGUUGAAUCAACUGCAUCCAUUGACAGAAAUAAUUCAGUCAUUGUGUAUGGAAUGGAAUGUGACUGAACCUGAAAAGUAUGCACUUCAGAAUAUCGAAGGUUGUCAUCGAUACAUCACAGAAGAUAAUAGGCAAGAUAUAAAAAAUGGAGCUGUCCUUGAAUUGGUCCCGAGUCCUCCUCGAAUUGUGGAGGAAAUUCUUGGGAAACUUCGUUUAUCAAGUACAAGAGAGGAGAAACUGGAAGCCCUGGAAAAAUUAGAGAAGCUGAGUGGUGAUGUUACAUUUGCUAAAGAAUUCAUACAAAAGGGAGGUCUGAGUCUUUUGAUUAGUGCUGUUGAGGAAGGAAAGUAUUCAGAAGACUGCCUUGCUCUUGUUUUGGUAUCUUUCUUGGAGUUGAUGGAACUGGGGAUAGAACCAUGGGAAAGUCUGGAAUCUGGUUUCAUUCGCAAAAUAGCAAAUUACAUAACAAAAAGCAGUGGUACCAUGGAUCGACGUACCAUUCAAUCCUGCCUGGGGAUCCUGGAAAAUCUUGUCCAGACCAGCCCUGAGAAAUAUUCCGUUGUUGAGAAAGAUGUACAAUUGAUCCACCUCAUACCACAUCUUCGUAAUCCCAGUGAAAUGGUGCAGCAGAAUGUGAUUGCAUUGAUUAAUGCACUCUUUGCUAAAGCUGAUGGCAUAAAAAAGAAGCAGAUUGCCUGUAUUACAGAGUCGGAAGUCAAGAAUUUGAUUGUGACUGAGGUGCUAUCAACCAAAAGCAUGAAAGCUGAAAUGGCUCAUCAACUAUAUGUCCUUCAGACAUUGUUACUUAAUCAAGAUGCAGAUCGGAUGAAUACAAGACUUGAUCCUCAGAACCCAAAUCCAGAUGCUACUGAGAAGAUCAAGAAGCUUCGGACCAUAGCCUUUGACCAAGAAGUUGAGUCUCGUCGAUAUGCAGAUGACCACAGAAAACUUGGAUUUGAAAAUGAAUUGAAUCCUUCUCUUGACUUUGAUGUAGCUCCUCCUGGUAUCCUUGCAUUGGACUGUAUGCACUAUUUUGCAACUUAUCACAAAGAAAAAUUUAUGGGUCUUGUGUUGGAGAAUUCCUGUCGCUCUGAUAAUCACAAGUGCCCAUUUGCUCGAACAUCUAUUCUUCUAACUAGAGCAUUGUGUGAAAUUCUUGGAAUAGGAGAGAGCCCAUUAGAACAAGGGAGCAACUUUCAGCCAAUGUUCUUCACUUGUGAGAAAGCUUUUGAGGAAACAUUUAGCAUCUGCAUUGUGCUUUUAAACAAGACAUGGAGGGAAAUGAGGGCAACAUUAGCAGAUAUUGCUCAGGUGUUAAGUGUCGUCAAGGAACAGAUUACCCGAACCAUUGGGGAGAAACCCCCUCCUGAAACAAUGGAAGAGUUUAAAGAGAGGCUCUAUCGCCUAAACUACAAGGAAAUCAAAGAACUCUGGAAGCAAGAACGAUUGAACCGGGAGGAGUCAGAAUCCCAGGCCCCUCCCAUUCUGGAGUUAAAAAGGAAACUCAUGCCUGAGAUUGAAGCUUUGAUUGCACAACAGAGGCUCAAUUACCUUGUGCAAGGGACAAGAUUCAAUAAGUUCUCCAAAGGAACAAGAGAGAAAGGGAAAUACUGGUAUUGUCGGCUGUCACCAAACCACAAAGUACUCUACUAUGGUGACUGUGAUGAACGCUCCAUACCUAGCAUAGAGGAACUAUCAAACAAACUUCCGAUAUCUGAAGUUGAGAAUCUAUCAGUGGGGAAAGAUACACCCCAUAUGAAGCUAGGAAAAGACUGGAAAGGCAAAAAGGCCCCAGCUGGUCUGGCAGGACUAGCAUUCUCCCUGCAUUAUACAUCUGAUAUGCCCAGGAGCUUGGAUUUCAUUGCAAUGGAUGAACAUGUCUUUGAUUAUUGGACUGAUGGCCUUAACACGCUCAUGGGCACACCCAUGAAAUCAAAAGAGUAUGAAAAGGAUUUGGAGACUCUUCUCUCAAUGGAGGUGAAGAUUCGACUCUUGGAUUUGGAGGGGAUUGACAUUCCAUAUGAACCUCCAGAAAUCCCCCAAAUAUCUCCCACUCUUCUUCAGGAAUUGGAAACACUGGCUUCCUAAUCUUCCUUGAGAAGCUUCCUCCCUCUGUGAGGGCUGACAACAGUCUUCAAUAUAAAUGUGAUAUUCCUAAAUCAGAUAAAUGCAUACUCAGAUGACACUUUGCUACAUUCUGAUAUCAAGUUUUAAUCAAAUUUAAAGAUACCAACAGUGGUCAGUACUUUUUAUUUUCUGUCCUUUACAUUUAUUGUAUGUUUAUUUAUUGUCUUGGCACUGUAUUUUCUGGCAUCAUGCUUCCAAGGACUCCUUGUCUGUGAUUGAACCACUAUGAUGAAAUUGAUGAAUGAUUUUGUGUUUACCUAUGAGGAAAUGCCACUAUAAAAAAAAAACCUCUGGCAACAUGAAAACUCGAGAAGCCUUAAAUAUUAGAUACUGAAUUGCUUUGACAUGCAAUGAUUGUUUUAUCUCAGAAAACUAAUUUUCAUUUAUAAUGUAAUUUCUACAUUUUCUUGGAGGCUUGUUCUUUUCCUAUCAAAUAUCUUUGUCUAGUUAGACUUAAUUCCAGUGAAACUAGGAGGAAAGAGUAUGGAUAUGAAUGACAUUCAUGCUGCUGCCACUUUAUUUGUUAAUUGUAGUGCCAUGGAAGAGGUAUGAGUAGAAGUGGAAGUACAUUUAUUUCUGCAUUCUUCAUUCUCUGCUUCUCAGAUGCAGACUCCAGGAGUGUCGUUGCAUUAUAUAUGUACAGAGAUGUCACUUGGGAUCUAGAGGUUAUUGAAGCUGGCAAAGUAGUCAUGACUGAAGGUCUGAGUCUCCCUUGGGAGGCCUGUCAACCCAGAGUGAAGUAAGUGGAUUGGAUAGACUCGAUAAGAUGAGAUGAUGCGAAACUUGAAUUCCCCUUGAGAAUAGAUUGUAGCCAAAGAACACUAUUUCUAUCACUUCUUCCAUAUUUUAUAUUUUUUCAUACUCUGGAGUUCCAGAAAAGUCAAGGUCCUGCCUGAGAUUAUUUUAUUUCUCAUGGUAAGAAUAAAAUCAUAUUAUAUUGUGAUGGAGAGUGACUGGAAUUAUUAGGAGAUAUCAGGGAUUCUCAGGAGCGACUCCUGUCAGAUGCAGCUGAAUUAC